GUCACCUCCUUGGUCACGCUCUUGCCCACGGCCAGGUCGCUGGCGGCCUUGGGCGUCGAGGCCUUCUUGGCCGGGCGCUUGGACGCGUCGCUGGCGGCCGCGCGCUUCUGCGGCAGCUCAGCAGCAGCGGGGGGAGAGCCUGAAGACGUGCGGCUGCGCGUGGACACCAUGGAGUCGGGAGGGGGAUGCAAAGGAGGCGGGGCGGGGCUUGCUUGGCCGAGGCUGUGUAGCUCUUCGAAUGCAUGCUAGUCAGCGGGAUCGCCGAGAUUCCAUGGAGGUUGCAGGAAGGUAAACACUUGCUUCAACCACCGAUCCCACUGUGUGGGCCACGCCAUUGAACCUCCAGGGCGGAAUACAUACCGCCCGCCCAGUGGAAUGGGUACAAAUCACUUCAACGUCAACAGGACUUGUCAAAGUUGGUUACUCUUUGUCAACACGGAUUGCGAGCGGACUGAAGCAAAGCGCUGGUUGUGGGCUAGGCCACAACUGGCAAAUGCCCUUCAGCGUCCUUGUGCUAGCAUCACGUCAACGGAGGUGGCGUAAGAUCCCACGAUGUGCUCGAGCGAAUCCUCGGUGGCUCCCGGAAGCAGUCCCGAAAUUGACUCGCUGCAGCAUCUUACAUGCUGUCACUUUGCAAUUUGCCCGUUGCACUCGACCACCAGCAACAAGUUUGUUCAGAUUUCCCCAACGCUGACUGAUGCGUCGCUGUCUUCUUCUUGUGGUGACUGCCGCGGCUUUCGCUACCAUUAGCGCUCUCGCGGUAGUCACGGGAGACCAACAUCGCAGAUCACUGCGGGGCGACACUGACGUCCCAGUGACUCAUAACAAGGACGGCAAUGUGAAGCAGAGAACCGGUGGGUCGUCGCUACUGUACAAAAUGAAAAAAAAUGCGCAAGUGACAUGGUGGCUCGAGGCUGGCAAGUCCGAUGACUACGUGAGAGGUGCGCUGAAGCUGAAGGGGCUGAAAGGAGACGCUCUCAAGAGCCACAAGAACUACCGCUACUACGCGCACUUCGUCAAGAAGUCGGAAGAGUACCAGCUCAAUAAGUGGCUUACUCGCGAUGUCACCACGUACAUGGCUUGGGAAAUGCUGGGAUUUCAGCAGAUUACCAAGGCGGACGAGCUGCCACUGAUCAAGAUGACCGACGAGUUUAGACUUUACAAGCGAUACGUGAACGACUUUGAUACCUACGCGCUUCGGACGAUGAAGGCUGGGUAUGAGCCCCCACGCGUGAUGGUCAGCAGGGGGGCAACCGACGCGGAGAUGACGGCAAGAACGCUGAUCAUGGCUGAGGCUGGAAGAUCCGACGCGUACGCAAAGUUGGCGUUGGGGAUGACGGAGGGUUAUAACCGGAUGAAGGUGCUGAAAUGUGCGGCACUAGAGGGCCAGAAGGACUUUAAUUACUUCCUACUCUUCGUGAGGGAGCGAGAGCCGGCAAUGCGCGACGAGCUAGCGCGGCUCGAGAAACUGGCGAAGCUGUCGAAACGCCAGCGAAAAGCACAGCGCGAGAUGCUGGACGACUUAAAACUGAUCGAGAAAUACCGCCAGCGGAACGGGGGCGCCCAGUAAGCUGCAGCAAACAUUCGACUGAUCUCCGGCAUUCUCACCCCAAAUACAGUCUUUGAGGCAACUCAGUGCUCCUUCAUGCAAUGUUAAUUACAUUGCUUACAGGCCAACUCCAACAACCGUCCGGACUGCAGCAACUGCGGUCAGUCGGUCGUCACUACUGUGUUGGUCAAGCACAUAGGCAGGCUUCGAUUUGUGUCCGGCAGCGCAAGACGGGCUUAAAGGUGUACCCGUCGCGGUGGUACAUGAUGUGGCGCACAUACGCUAUGUGGGCCACGCCAGUUCCGCGAGCAGCGUCACAGCAACGACGUCACCGGAUUCGUCCAGCGCACGGCAUUUCGGCGCUUUGAUUAGCCUGGCGGACGUUGCACCGGGUGCGAGAGAAAAUCAUCCUGCAGCGGCAGAGUUGGCGCUGGACUUGAGGGUCAUGGAGGGCGGCAUUCUCUGAAAAGCUCCCAAGCGCGCAAGGCACCACUAGCGUCAAGACCACCGCCAUCCGUCCAAGCUAGACGCACCAUGCAGCUGCUCGACUCGUUUAUCUCGGCCUUCAUGAACGCCCCGCAGGUGGACGGCCGCAACGCGCGCGUGCCCGUGGACCUCAGCGUCACCUCCAAGAAGGCCCGCGCCCGCGUGCACGCCAAGCAGAACAGCGGCGCGUACUGCGCCUCCGUGCCCCAGCUGCCCGUGACGACCUCGUGCUGGUAACCGCCGAGCGGCGAGCAGCGACCCAAGCAAGACAAGUGUGGCGAACUUCCUGCAGUAACUGUCGGCUUCCAAGGCCUAAAAGCUGCACCAAGACAUCGCGGCACGGCUCGCUGACACCAGCAGCGCGCUGAACAGCGUCGCAUGCGUUUAUUUACCUCCAGCAUGAGUCUACUGCAUCCUAGACUUGAUUUAAAUCGUAAUGGUAUUGUAAUUUUGCUAUCAACUGGUGGGUUCGUGUUAGUGUAGACAAGUAAGGUUGGAAUCGAGGAUAACUGGAUUUCAUUGGUUUCGGUUGUGAAUGGAGCGGUGCGCCCGACAGAAUACACAUCACGCUAUGGGAUCGGGCGUUUGGCAGCGCGCGUGAAAGGCAACUUCAAGUUGCCUUAGCUCAGAUGCGAGGAGACGACAGGAUCAAUUGGCAAGGACAGGGUAGGUCGCCGCCGUAGCGACGCCGCAGAGGUUGUUCUUCUGCGAGAUCUUCACGUAGCCGUCCUCGCCCCAGUGCGUGCUCCACGAGUUCUUGACCUGCAUGUGCAAUUGGAAGGAAACAAGCAAGGUCAAUCGGCAGAUCAAUCGACCACUUGUCAACCACGGUCUUACCAGCGUGUACUUCUGUCCAUUGUGUGUGGUCACACCCACCGCUAGAACCGAGUGGUCCAGGCUGUCCAGGUCGCUCUUGCAGUCAACGUCGUCGUAGUACCCACCGCCAUAGAAGUAGAAGGACGGGAGCGUCGCAUCAAUCGACACGGACAGCGGGCCGAUGGUGGCCAGCGCGUCGUUAAGAGCCUCCACGCUCGUGACGUUCACAAAGCCCGUCAUGCGUCCGAUGGCGUUGUUGGCGUUGAAGUGACAAUAGUCGGGGGCGUUACGGUACGCCCCAUACGUCGUGGUGGUCUCGAGUCCACCGUUGGCCAUGAUCCACUCGUACGCCUGGUAGUCCAGACCUCCAUCGCAGGCGUUGUUGCCGUAGUCCCACCUACAUUCGAGAAAAUACACCUCUCAGUUACUUAUCUCGCCGCCAUCCGUGCAGAUAAUUCGGGAACGUACGAGCAGUCAAGAAGGUUCUGCUGGGACAUAUUGUAUAGCUUCUUCUGUUGCGCGAACAACGCACCCUCCAGCGCCCCGGUCGUGCUGAGCGAUAGGAAAACGAAGUGUUAGCAGGACAAAUAGUGUCGAAUAGCCAGGAACAGUAUCAUACCCGAACGUCCAGCACGAUCCACAAGCACCUUGGUCCUUGACAGGGGUGACAGCUCCCUUUGUGCGCCAGUCCAUAUCUCCCGGGUCCUCGAAACUUGAAAGUUCGUGUACCGCCAUAGCUCCGUUGUCCUUAGCACGUUUGACUCGCGACGGACGGUGUAGCUUCAAACGCUCAUCAUGCGUAAGAUCGGCGAACCGGUUCACUUCGAGGUGAUACGAGUGUCCCUUGCGGUUCUCCGCGUUGAUAAAGCGGCGGUUGUGAUGGAACGUCGCCAUUCGAUCAACAGCUUCAGCUUCGUCAUUGUAAACCUUCACGUGUGCCGACGAGAAGUCGUCGAAAAUCUCUUUCUUCCUGGUGGUGCCUUCGGGCAUGAGCAAGUGGAUCUAUCAUAGAAAAAAAAGCUCGUCAAUAUCGACACCAACUCGCAAGAGGCGAACAACCCAACGCGUAAAACUUACGUCCUCCUUCGGGUUGCGUGACGGACCACCAUCAUCCCCAGGCAUCUCGGUGCAGUUCAUCGAACCUGGCAGCGACGAGAACACGUUCUCGUCUACGGGUCCUUCGCGCACGUAGAUGUAGUCCAGGAAGUACUCGUC
Messenger RNA from Phytophthora sojae, 4066 nucleotides. RefSeq lists its product as hypothetical. The transcript has a single exon. The record is from RefSeq and is a predicted model, not a curated record. NCBI's taxonomy places the organism in Eukaryota, Oomycota, Peronosporomycetes, Peronosporales, Peronosporaceae. Bases 698 to 1570 code for a protein of 290 amino acids.